This is a messenger RNA of Ctenopharyngodon idella (grass carp), 1975 nucleotides long. RefSeq names its product zona pellucida glycoprotein 3c (gene zp3c). Bases 412 to 1803 code for a protein of 463 amino acids. The transcript has 8 exons. Gene Ontology annotation, biological process: egg coat formation; positive regulation of acrosome reaction; binding of sperm to zona pellucida. Lineage: Eukaryota; Metazoa; Chordata; Actinopteri; Cypriniformes; Xenocyprididae. Gene Ontology annotation, cellular component: extracellular matrix. The record is from RefSeq and is a predicted model, not a curated record. Gene Ontology annotation, molecular function: acrosin binding.
AUGUUAAGACUGUUUUGAAAAAUGUGCCAAAACGACUGAGAAAAACUAACAGGAGGCAGCAGAACAGGAAAAAAGUUUCCUGUAUGAAGUAAAUAUUUUGGUUUAAUAUGAAGCCAGUGUGAGCUCAAACUCAACCAUUUUUUUUUUAUUUAUUUUUUUACAAUUGAAAAAGAAGAGAUGAAGUCUUAGCAGGUGUUCUUUUUUCUUACUCUUGCGAUGCGUUUUCUACAUGCAAUACCAGCUUUAUCCAGCAGACGCCAAACUUUACCUGUUUUUGGUGGAGCUUCUUCAGGUUUGAGCCAAUUAACAGCAGGUGAUUCUUGUCACACUGACACUACAAAUGUGUUGAGAUGGCUGGACAGCCUCAGAAAAGUAAUUAAGCACAGGAACGGUCACACGAAAUAGCAGAGGAUGUGGCUGAACAGUCUUCUUAUUGUUUUUCUCAGCUCUAAUCAUUUAGUAUACUCGCUGAAUUUUGAAGGUGGUGACACUGACAUUGAUCCGGAGGAGGACUGGGACUCGAUGGAAAGUUUCACGCUAAGCGCAGAUGAUGAUGAUUACAGUGAUGGAUUUAUACCACAAGUCAAGACCGGUUUAUCGGGCUCAGAACAAGCUAACGGGCCGCUAAAACUACCGGAGUCGGUACGAAUACCAGCAUCUAUGCUACACAAAGGACUCUUCACCCCAGAAAGCGGCAGUAGGCCGGUGCCUCCGCUGGUCAAGUCAAUACUUCUGCCCAAAACAGCCGCUGGGAAACGUGCGCAAUCUGUCUCCGCUGCUGCGCCGAAGAUGGUUGAGGUGAUGUGUUACCUGGACCGGAUUCACGUGAGAGUGCUGAAAAGUGUGUUUACCAACCCCAGCGCAUGGAAAAACUUAAAGCUGGGAACGUGUGCUGUCAAUAAAGCCACGAAUACUCACUAUUACUUUCUGUACUAUCUGAAAGGAUGUGGCAUAAAACGAGGGGAGGAUGCCAAUCGUGUGACUUACACGAACACACUCUACUAUAGGCCUUUGCCAGUCGCCACAGAGCUGAUUGUGAGGGAGCUGCCGUUUACUGUGCCUAUUCGAUGUAGCUACACAAAGUUCCAUCGCUCUUAUGCGGUAGGAUUCUUACCCCACAUAGCAGGUGGAACCUUGUACAGGCCACUACAAAGUCGAUCAGGGACCACACUUGCUGCACUGGAUGUGUCUUGGAACGCUCUUCCGGUUGGCCAGAGCUUUGUCCUUGGCAAACCCAUAUGCUUUGAAGCUAAAGGUGCCAGCACGGAAACAAGCAAACGGCUGUAUCUGAACAGUUGUUUUGUCACUUCCUCCCCAAGCCCUUUGUCGACGGAUAAAUAUUCUGUGGCAGAAAAUUAUGGAUGCCUGGUGGACAGUAAGAACAGCGCUCUGACAAAGUUCUACACCAGUGCUAACAAGAUGACCGUGAGACUUUGUAUGACCGCUUUUCUGUUUAAAAACAUGGUUUCCCAGCCAAUGUCCAAAAAGACCAUGUUUAUGCAUUGCGAGUUUGACUUUGGACCAGAGACUCCUACACCUAGUGCCAAGUCAUGCACGUAUAACACAAAAACCAAGAAGUGGGCCGAGCUGUAUGGUGAUGCCUCUGUCUGUAACUGCUGUGCAUCUACAUGUCCUGCUCCUCCAAGAGCAUCUGGUAAGUCAAUGAUCACCAGUGAGUCCUGGGACUUGAAGAUGGGAAGGGAACCAUCAUCAUUUCUUUCACCAAAGGAGACCAUGCCUGAUGAGUUCUCUUUAGCUGGCCAUGAUGACUUUGAGCUGUUCUGGGAAUCAGAUGAUUACUAGGAGGAUGUCUUUUACAGAUGGCAGAUGUUUUAAGUUGGAUCAUAGGACGGCACUGUUAUAAUUAAUGUGGUUAUGCCUUGACCAGUUAAAGUGAUAAACAGAAUUUGCUGAUUCCCCCACCAUAAGAGAAAACAUUUGAAUGCAUAUUGAAAAUAAACAAGAUUUAAUGGUU